Molecule: messenger RNA, 1803 nt
Organism: Coccidioides immitis RS
Lineage: Eukaryota; Fungi; Ascomycota; Eurotiomycetes; Onygenales; Onygenaceae
Exons: 8
Coding region: 1-1803 (600 amino acids)
Source: RefSeq, a predicted model, not a curated record
AUGUAUACCAAAGAUGAUGAGAAGAAGUUUAGUAUCAAAUGGACUGAUGACAUUUGCAAACCUAGUGAUGUUCGCUGUACUAAGCUUACCCGGUAUGUGGCUAUUCAAGAGGAUCACGAGCGCUUGGAGGUCAAUGAAGCCGGUACCUGGUCUCAACUAUUCGCUGCGCAUAGAGACCUAGUGCCAGGGCCGUCAUCACCAUCUGGCCAUUCAAACUGUUACGCUUCAGUUCCAUAUCGAUUUCCCACGGCCAUUCAAUUACAAGGUCUAGAAGCCAUUUCGGACGCCUUAGUUGGCCGUGUUAGGUGGGACAAUCCUACAGUUAUUGAGGAACUGGACAUUCUUUUUGGCCCUCACGAGAAGAAGGCCCAACAGUUCAUUAGCGACUGGCGCCUAAAGGCUACACAAAUUGCCUUGGAUACUAUUGUCAAUAAAAAUCUUGAAAAGUUCUGCGAUAAUCUCCAGGGCUCCGGCAAUGCUUGCUUGAACUGCUCAUGCGAUAAGAAGCAUUGCUGUGACUUUCCCAAAACAAUGGUUGAUCAGGUCCUCAAGUUGCAAUGUGCAUAUAUCAAAUGGACAACUACAACUAACACUAUCAUCAAGAACACUCACAAAGUGAGUGCUGUUGCUUUUGCUCAAGCCAUUAAUAAAGAGUUGAAAACUAUUCUUGCAAAUAUGUCAAAAGAGACUCCUUCUGUUAAUGACAAGUCAGACUUAACUGCAUUAAACAGUAAAGUUGUUAAAGCCCUCCAACAGACUUCUGGGAUCUUGAAAGAAAUUCAGGAAAUUCAAGAGAUCAACUUCAUUGCAGUCUUCAAUAUAAAGAAUACUCUUACUAAGUCUUUAAUUUUCUCUAUUUUCAAUUAUACAGUCAGCCUGCAAACCUACCUCUGUAUAGUACGUUUCUUUGUUUGGGGGUCGACCCAGGCUGCUACCGCUAUCGGUAGCUUGGGCAUCCGCCGUCCGAUAGAAUGGCGAAGCAAUCCUGUCGACGAUAGGUUCUUGGACGUAAAGCCUAUCGGAAAGGGGUCUCAAAUGAAUGCGGUGAUAGUCUAUACCCGAGGCCAUGCCAGGCACCGUCCUUGCGCUGCCUGCGCGAAAGGUAAUGGUCCCUUUUUGCAAUGCGUCGUCGCCGAAAGUACGUCUGGUCUCGUGGUGGGGAAGGGCGCCUGUGCGUCCUGUAUCUGGUCCAACUCCCCUCACGCUUGCUCGCUACGUUCCGGGGUUACCGGAAGUCAGUCUUCUCCCCUCCAGGAAGUUCUUGGUACUCCUUCGCGUGUUCCCCCUGGCCGAAAGGCUAAACUUGUCGCUGCUCCCGGUCCCGAUAGGGAAGCGUCGCAAUCUUCUUCCGCCCCCGAGCGGGUUUCUCUAAAGCCAUAUCCCCACCUACAGGGGUAUAUCUUCGCCUAUCAGCCAAACGGCCUUACCAUGAAAUCUGCGAUAGAAGAGCCAUGCAUUUGGGAUGAUGAGAAGAAGUCCUGUGUGGAUUGUUUGGAACGCCAGACUCGCACAUGCCGCGAUGUUCCUGAGUCUGCUGUUGAUGUCAUUCACAAGCUUCUCUAUCUCCGCGAAGAAUAUCACUCCUUUGACGCCGCCGACCCUUGUCGUCCUUAUCAUGUCAAAAACAUGAGUAUCCUUGCUUCCUCUGCCAUCGAUGGAUCUCCAUCAAAACAUCGUCGUUUUUCUUCUCCUCGUCCCACCAAGUCUGUUGACCUUGUGUCCGACUCCGAAUCCCUUAAAGAUGGUCCGUCUAAUUUUCUUCGUCCGCCGACCCCGGUUCGUGCCGUUUUGUCGUCUAUAUAG